AAACGCGACGCGGAAGUGACGCAAACUCGUCGCGCCGCGGCGUCCCGGCAUGAGCGCGGCCGAGCGGGGCCCGGGGUCUGGGGGCUGCGGCGGCCCCGGCCCCGGGGCGGAGCCGGGUGGUGGUGGUGGUGGCGGCAGCGGCGGGAGGAAAGCGCGGGGAAGGCCGCGGCUCACGGAGUCGGACCGGGCGAGGCGGCGGCUGGAGUCGCGGAAGAAGUACGACGUGCGGCGGGUGUACCUGGGCGAGGCGCACGGGCCCUGGGUCGAGCUGCGCCGCCGCAGCGGCUGGAGCGACGCCAAGCUGGCGGCCUAUCUGCUGGGGCUGGAGCGGGGGCAGCGCGCUGGGCGGCGCGGGGACCCCUGGGAGCAGAUCCCGAAAAAGCCUAAGCGGAAAAAAAGGCGUCGUCGCAAUGUGAACUGCCUGCGGCACGCGGUGAUUUGGUACGAGGACCACCGGCAGCGCUGCCCGUACGAGCCGCGGCUGGCAGAGCUCGAUCCCUCGGUGGGGCUCUACACCACGGCCGUGUGGCAGUGCGAGCGCGGGCACCGCUACUUCCAGGACCUGCACUCGCCCCUGCGGCCGCUCAGUGACAGCGGCGACGAUGACAGUGACAGCGCAGCGGCUCCCGGCAGCUCCUCCUCUUCCUCAGGGGGCUGCAGCUCGGGCUCGGAGGCGGCGCUGGGGAAGGGCCCGUCGGUGCCUGGGGGGACAGCGGAAGGCCCCGCUGCGGGUGCGGACCCCCCCGUGAGCGAAGAACCAGGGGCGACGCUGGAGGCCGUGGUGUGCGUCCCGCUGCCGCUGCGCCUGGGCACGGGGCGGGGGCCGCUGGUUGAGGCAGAGACCCCCACCCUGCUGCAGGGCUCCCCCCUCCUCAUCCUGGCCAGCCCUGGCUACGACGCGCUGGGGGGGCUUCAGCUGGGCGUGGGGGGAGACGAGGUGCCCUGUGCUCUGCUGGAGGGGGGGGGUGCCUUCCCCCCACCCCCUCUGGACCCCCAACCCCCUAAGACAGAGGAGGAGGAGGAGGUGUUGGGGCUGAAGCAGGAGGAGGCACUGCCCCUGGCUGCUGCUGAGCCCGCCCUGGAGCCCCCCCCGGAGCCCCCCCCGGCCGAGGACUCAGACAGCGGCGAUCUCUCAGCCAUCAUCUACGAGAUCCCCAAAGAGCCUGAGAGGCGCCGGCGCAGCAGGAGGAUCCGCGCUCCCAGCCCCGAUACCGAGGGGCUCCCAGAGCCGAUCGCCUGCCCCUACGCGGGGUGCGGGCAGGUCUGUGUGGCACUCAGCAGCUUCCAGAACCACGUCACCCUCGCGCACCGCAAGGGCCGCACGCAGCAGUGUCCCCAACCCGGGUGUGGGAAGAGCUUCUCUCUGGCCGCUCAUCUGCGCCGGCACAUGGUCAUCCACUCCGGCGUCCGGGAUUUCAGCUGUGAGGUCUGUGGGAAGGCCUUCAAGCGGAAAAAUCACCUGGAAGUUCACAGGCGGACGCACACGGGAGAGACCCCUCUGCAGUGCCAGCUCUGUGGGUUCCGGUGCCGCCAGAGAGCCUCCCUGACGUGGCACAUGCGCCGCCAUGGGGGGGGCCCCCGCCUGCGCCACGGGGGGGGGUCCCCGCCCCCGCGCCUUCCCCUGCCCCCGCUUCCAUACCCUUAAGAACCCCCCCGACCCCCGCCACACUUAGGGGUCCCCCCCCCUCAAACUACCCUACGGGGCACCCGGAGCCCCAUGCACUUCUGGGGUCCCCUUGUCAACCCCCCCACA
This is a messenger RNA of Cuculus canorus (common cuckoo), 1753 nucleotides long. It is a transcript of the gene ZNF653, whose product is annotated as zinc finger protein 653. The record is from RefSeq and is a predicted model, not a curated record. Gene Ontology annotation, cellular component: nucleus. Gene Ontology annotation, molecular function: transcription coregulator activity. Lineage: Eukaryota; Metazoa; Chordata; Aves; Cuculiformes; Cuculidae. Gene Ontology annotation, biological process: regulation of transcription by RNA polymerase II. Bases 50 to 1645 code for a protein of 531 amino acids. The transcript is spliced from 9 exons.